AUGGAUUCUGUUUCUGUAUGUAAUAUAGGUAGUAAAUGUACUACUGAUGUUAAUAAUGGUCGUCCUGAUGUAAAUGAUGUUAAAUUAGCUGGAAGUUUAGGUAAAGGGUGCACAAGAGAAUCUGUGGUGUGUGAUGAAGUUGCUGGAAAUAGUGAGUUGUAUAAAGGGCUCGGUGUGGAUAAUUUUUACGAUCAUAAGACGCCAAUUUUAGCGAAUGGCGACCGAAAAAUCAAUAAAGAGAUGCCGAAUAUGAAAGGGGACUCGAAAUUCUGCGGAAAUAAGGAAAUUCAAACUGGGAAGCUUGAAGGGCUUGUCGAGAAAAGUGAUGACUUUGUUCUUUCUCCCGAGCCCAGAUCGCCCACAGAGAUAGAAUUUUCCGGAGAUGGUAUUAAUUUGUUCGUGGAGGUUUUUGGUCCUUUAGAUGGUCUGUCUGAGGGCAAUGACAAUAGCAGUGUAAAGGAGGAAGUUGAAGACUGCUCGCUUGAAAAUAGUGAAAAUACUAAAAGAGUGUUUUUCAAGAACGAGAUGGAGAACAAAGUCGAUGAACAGGAGUUCAUGUUCGAUGUGGGAGACUUGGUUUGGGCUAAAACCCGAACACCGAUUUGGUGGCCCGGGAUAAUAACCGAUCCUUCGAUUGAUGAAACAAAAUCUGAAAAAAAGGGUGCCUACCUCGUCAAAUACUUUGGGCCUGCAAAUCACAUGUGGUGCAAUAAUUCGGACUUGAAGCCUUUUAUUGAGUAUUAUGAACAGCUAUCGGGUCAGAACACUUCUAGAAGCUUCUGUGGUUCGGUCGAGAAGGCUCUGUUUGAGGUUGGCCAUCUUGUGAAGUCGAAGAUGACAUGCCCUUGCUUUUCAAAAGAAAGUUUUUAUCCCAAGGCUACAAAAGGAAAAACCGAUGAUGUUCUUCUAUCCUUGUCUGGCUUUGAUCCCACGUCAUUCUUGACGGGCAUCCGGAAUUUCGCCAGCUCAGCUUGUUCGCCUGGUAAAAUCGAGUUGAUUGUGGCGAAAAAUCGUCUGUCAUCGUUUUACCGUUCGACCGGUCAUCGUGAGCUGCCUAUAGAGUUGCUAUGUGCUCGGGAUGGGUUGUCAUAUGAAGUCAAAGUUGAAGGCCGUGAAAAAUCCUCGAGGGCUAAAAAGAAGAGAAACCCGAGCGAUUAUGAUGACCUUGCUUCUGCUGAUAAAUUAUCUUCCGGUAAAGGCUCCGAAUCUCGGGAGAGAAAAAGGAGCAAAUUUUUAUCCUAUCCUUUUGAAGAUCUGAAGCAUGGUUCGAGUUCAAUGAAGAAAAAGCCGAAAAAAUCUAUGCAAGUGCGUCGUGUCGUGAGUAAAGCAGACGACAUUAAUGCUACGUCAAACGAAUUGCUGGCUGAACUCCGCUCGGCGGUUUGUGAUCCCUUUUAUCUCGAGGGAAGCAAAUAUUCCGAUUCGUUAGAAAGAUUUUACUGUAGUUUUAGGUCGUUUGCUUUUCUGGAUGCUGAUAUAGCCGAUAAGGAGGCUCGAGCGGCCAAGCAGGUAACGAAAUGCGAGAGGAAAAGUCCCGAAAAUUCUUGCAAGGAAACUAAAGCGCCGAAGAAAAAAACUAAGGUUCUGCUUAAACAAGAAUCUGAAAAUUCAAGCUCAAAUCUUGAUUCCGUCACAAAAAUGGAUAACCCAGAAGCUUGCAAGGAAGCUAAAGCGCUGAAGAAGAAAAAAACUAAGGUGCCGAAACAAGAGUCUGAAAAAUCAAGCUUGACGAAUCUUGAUUUCAUUGACAAAUUACCGAAAAUGAAUAAUCCAGAAGCUUGCAAGGAAAAAGCAGUGGAGAUUAAAAAAACUGAGGUUCUGAAACAAGAAUCUGAAAAUUCAAGCUCAAUUCUUGAUCCCGUCAACAAAUUACCAAAUAUAGAUAAUCCAGAAGCAAAAGGAAGUAGCGCCUUACAUACGAGUGCAGAAAAAGUGGAGCUAUGGGUCACAUCAUCUGGUUUGGAGUUGAAAAGCUCCCUGGGUUUGGGCACAAAUGUUAAUAAUAAUCACAAUGGUUCGUGUAUCAUUAGCUUCCUCCAUCCUUGCCCCGAUAAUAAGAAUAAGAAUAAUAACGAGCCGAACCACCCACUUUCAGGAUUGCCCGACUUGAAUAAAAACAGCCCUUUCCCAGACGAGCAGGUUCCACUCACAGAGCCUUCACGAAUAUCAAAAAUCAGUCUUCAUCAGUCAGCCUCUUCAAAAGAGGCGGUGGGACCCACUCCCUCUCCAAAUAUCCUGCAAUUCACUAAUGGCAUCAUAAAUACGUGGCCUGGGCCGUUUGCUGUACAGGAAUCCGGAAAAGGAAAAGCGGAGGAAAUAAACAAAGCGUCUCGAUUUCCCAAUCGUGUCGAGAAUUUACCCGGAAAUAAACAAGACGUCUCGUCGUCAGACGGAAAGCAGCCGCAAAAACGGGCCCGCAAGGAAGAUCCAGGUGGCAGACUCGUCUUGAAAUUCGAGCCCGGUUUUCCCCUGCCAUCCUCCGAAACGCUGUCUGCCAAAUUCUCACGCUACGGUUUGGUGAACAAGUCCGAAAUCCGUUUUCUUGACGAGACGACUGUUGAGAUACCUUACGUGAGGACUCCCGAUUUGUGUUUUGCCCAUCGAAGCCUAGAGAGCGAAAGCCCGUUUGGGAAGGCUCUCGUGGGCUUCGAGCUAAACUGUCCACACUUGAAAUUGGAGAAAAAGCCACGAAAAAGCCCGGUUCUCACGGUUGGGCCCCAUACCAAGAUGCCAGCUUGGCGUGCAUUGGAGGUGCCCAGGAUGCUAGCUAGGCCUGUCGAGGUGGGGCCCAGGGUUCCAGCUGGGGCUUCGCCAGAUAUUGCGUUUAUGAAGAAAAAUGUUGAGAUGAUGAAGUUGACUCUGGAGAAAAUGGGGGAUGAGGUCCAGCCAGACGUGAGAGCUAAGUUGGAGAAUGAGAUUCGGGCUUUCCUCGACAAGAUCGAGAAUGUGGCUGGAAGCUCGUCCUCGACUUGA
Molecule: messenger RNA, 2973 nt
Organism: Striga asiatica
Lineage: Eukaryota; Viridiplantae; Streptophyta; Magnoliopsida; Lamiales; Orobanchaceae
Source: the annotation of a GenBank genome assembly